AUGUCCAUGGAAGAGGAGGAGGGCGGCCUGACUGAUGUACUGCCUCGGGACCUGGCCUCUCUCUUCUCCGACACGUACACGGAUGAGAGCUGCUAUGAGUUCUGCGGUCAGCGGCUGUCCAUCACUCAGCAUUACGGGGCCAAGCUCGGGGUGGCGGCUCCGGUGUGGGACGCUGCUCUGAAUCUGUGCUCUUACUUUGAAGAGCAGAAACUGAACUUCAAAGGAAAGAAGAUUAUUGAGCUGGGUGCAGGAACUGGGAUUGUGGGGAUACUGCUAUCUCUGCUAGGUGGUAAUGUGACCCUGACCGACCUUCCACAUACACUUUCACAGAUUAAGAAAAAUGUAUCUGCCAAUGUUCCCGAUGGCCAUUCACUUAACGUGCGUGCAUUGUCUUGGGGAUUGGACCAGACCAAAUUUCCACAGGACUAUGACAUUGUCAUUGGGGCAGAUAUUGUGUAUCUGAAGGACACAUUUGACCACCUUCUCCAAACAUUGCAGCACCUCUGCUGUCCUAGCACCACCAUAUUCCUUUCUUCCAAAAUGCGGGCCGAGCAUGGUACUGUGGACUUCUUCCAGGAUGUCCUACCCAAGUAUUUUAAUGUAGAACUUGUAAGAAGAAAUGCUGAGGAUAACAUCAAUAUCUACACUGUUACCCAGUAUCCGAACUGA
This is a messenger RNA of Staurois parvus, 669 nucleotides long. The record is from the annotation of a GenBank genome assembly. Lineage: Eukaryota; Metazoa; Chordata; Amphibia; Anura; Ranidae.